Molecule: messenger RNA, 1977 nt
Organism: Lithohypha guttulata
Lineage: Eukaryota; Fungi; Ascomycota; Eurotiomycetes; Chaetothyriales; Trichomeriaceae
Exons: 1
Coding region: 1-1977 (658 amino acids)
Biological process (GO): phenol-containing compound metabolic process
Molecular function (GO): glycosaminoglycan binding; N-acetylglucosamine-6-sulfatase activity; arylsulfatase activity
Source: RefSeq, a predicted model, not a curated record
AUGAUGAGGACAUCAAAUGCCUCAGCUUGGUGGGCGACCUCUUGCUUCGUGAGCCUGCUAUUCUUCUUUGCAACUGCAACCCUGGCGGAACCUGUUCAGCAGAUCCUCGACAGCCAAGAUGACUUGCCGAGCUCAAAGGAGCAUCGCGGACCACGACAACCCAACAUCAUAUUCAUCUUGACUGAUGAUCAAGACCUUCAUAUGUCAUCACUGGACUAUAUGCCACAUCUGCAACAGUAUUUGGUGAAGGAAGGCACUACUUUCAGCCAUCACUACUGUACAGUAGCCUUGUGCUGUCCCAGCAGAGUUUCUCUCUGGACAGGGAAACAUGCUCAUAACACAAACGUUACUGAUGUCAACCCACCUCAUGGAGGGUACCCAAAGUUUGUCUCACAAGGUUUCAACGAAGCCUAUCUACCUUUGUGGCUUCAAAAUGCUGGCUACGACACAUACUAUGUAGGUAAGCUUUUUAAUGCUCACAGUACGACCAGUUACAACAAGCCCUACCCGAAGGGCUGGAACGGCUCGGAUUUUCUACUCGAUCCUUACACUUACGAGUAUUUGAAUGCUACCAUGCAGCGUAAUAUUGAAAAAUGGAAUAGGCCUUUGGUUCACGAAGAACCUUCCAGCUAUGAGGGCAGAUACGUUACGGACGUGAUUGCCGACAAGGCUCUCGACUUCCUGGACGGUGCUAUAGUAGAGCGCUAUCAUAAGGAUGGUAGUGGUCGUCCGUUCUUUCUUACUAUUGCUCCGACAGCCCCACACAGUAACGUUCAUAUUAACCAUGAUCUCAGUGGCGGACAUGGCGGAAAGUACACAGAGACGACAGCUGUCCAGACACCGCCCAUUCCUGCUGAGCGGCACAAGCACCUCUUCGCUGAUGUGACCGUACCUAGGACACCCGAUUUCAACCCAGACGAGCCUAAUACAGCAUCUUGGCUCAAAGACCUUCCACAACAGAAUCAGACCAACAUUGACUUUAAUGACCACUUCUAUAGGCAACGAUUGCGAGCACUACAAGCUGUCGACGAGAUCAUACCACGAAUAAUACUCAAGCUUGAGUUUGCGGGCAUCUUACAAGAAACGUAUAUUGUCUACUCGACAGACAACGGAUAUCACAUCGGUCAACACAGAUUGCAACCAGGCAAGCAAUGUGCCUACGAAACCGAUAUCAAUGUUCCUAUGGUUGUGCGAGGGCCAGAAGUGCUUAGGGGCAGGAUUGAGAACAAAGUCAGCUCGCACGUCGAUCUAGCUGCAACUUUUCUGAGCCUAGCAGGAAUUGACCCAAGCAUCUCUGUGCCCAGGUAUGGGCUAGAUGGACAGUCUAUGGUCUUUCACUACUUUCGAGGCCUUGAGACUGGUAGCGACAAGAAGACUAGUCUCAACCACGAGCAUGGUCCACUUGUUCUUCCUCCGACAUAUCAAGCAAGGGACCUCAACCAAAGUGCAGAACAUGUCAACGUGGAGAUGUGGGGUAUCAUCAUGCCAGAGGGCAGAUAUGGUACAGUGCUUUACCCGAAUCACACCUACAAAGCGUUGCGGGUCAUCUCAACAGACGACAUGUAUAACCUGUUGUAUGUUGUGUGGUGUACGAAUGAACAUGAGUUGUACGAUCUGCGUGCUGACCCAUAUGCAUUGAAAAACCUGCUCAGCUCUGAGAUCAUUCCAGACUCAUUGCUGAACUUUAGUACAUCUCAGCAAGAGAGACACUUCACCCUGGACAAUGUCGUAGCCAGGCUCGAUGCUCUUCUGCUAGUACUGAAGACAUGCAAAGAAGCGCAAUGUACUCAUCCGUGGAACGUCUUGCACAGUGAUGGAGCUGUCGGAAACCUUCUCGAGGCACUGAGUGACAAGCACGACGAGCUGUACACAUCUCAACUACCGAGAGUAGUCUUCGAGCAUUGCGAAGAGGCCUAUAUUCCACAAGCAGAAGGUGUGACGUGGCAAGGACUAGAAAUGUGGCCAACGAUGACCUAA